ACAUUCAUGCAACACUAUCGCGGCACACAUUCUUAUCGAAUCAAUUUUAUUCUUUAUUCAUCCCGCGCGCGGUUCGUAGUUUAUUCAACGGCGAUAUAAUUGAAUUGCCUUUGGACACCAUCCAGGACCAUUUCGAAAAGAUCGCAGAUGCCACACAUGUGUACCGAGCGUAAAAUGCGUGUGCGAGACGUCACCAGAGAGGGGAUACCCACUCGAAAAACUUAGGUAAUAGUAAUAAAAAGAAUUUUGUUGUUAUAAAAUCGAUCAGAGCGUAAUAGACGGUCAGAGCGACGUGUAUCAGAUAUCCUGCGAGUGCGAAACGUGCGCCUGACGUGUACUUUCGCCCCCCAGAAGCGAAGCGGUGAAAGCGUCCGAGGGACAUGAACGGGGCCGAGAUGCACCGGAACGGCGCCGCGUCGGAAUUUCAAGUUUGCCGCGCGUUUCCCGGACGGAAUCCGAACAUCUCUGGCUCUGCGUCUCCGUCUGUCACAGUCAGUCUUCGUUCGCCGAAGUUCGGUCGCGCGUCAGUUGCGGAUCCUCGAGGACCUCGUGUAGGGUGACUCAUAAACUUUUUAUUUUAUUAUUAAUUUCUUUUGCCGCGAUCGGUCGUUUGGUUUGCGAUGGAUAGCGAUUAUUUGACGAAUCCGUUGUUCGUGUUGUCGGUGCUCGUCGGUGCCAGUGUUUGGAUUUUGUUGUAUUUCGUUAAUUCGUUCAGAAAUGCGGGCGAGCACGUGCAGGCGCAAGACAAGUCUAAAAUAGACAAGUCCGGCGCUCAGCUUCAUCUCGACAAGAAAAAUAAGGAGCAAUCGUUGGGCGGUAAGCGCAAGAAAAAGGCCGCGGAGAGCAAGGUGACUUGUUGGGCCGGGAAGCAUGAUAAACACAAUUACAGUCAUCCAUGGCUUUUGGUAUCCUUAAAAGGACAUACAGGGAAUAUCCUGGAUAUGGAUUUUAGUAGCAAUGGGAAAUAUUUGACUUCGUGUGAUGACGAAGAUCCUGACCCAGGUGGAGAUACAGCGCAACGCAACACUUGCGAUUUAGACAAAGAGAACAUCCCUAUAGAGGUCAGUCCUAGCCCCAAGGGUUUGACUAGGAGACAACGCAAGAACCGCAGGAGAGAGGACUCGUCGGAGCCCAAGCCGAAGAAAUCCCCCGAAUUGACUAAGAAGCAAAUCAUGUCUUCGGUACCUUCCAAACAAUACAGGAAACUGAAUGUUUCCGAAAAGGCAUUCGUAGGGUUCUUGCGGAAUUACCUGCUGACAUUGGACCAAAUGAUGGCGAUGGGCUAUCCUAUACAAUCCUCCUUGGAGCCUACUUUGGUGGUGGUCUACAAGAGCCCGAGGGUGCCUAUUAUCCCGGUGCACAAGACCGUUUUCGAUGUAAACGCCAGAGAAUUUGUUCCUAAGAACGAUUGGAGCUCCAACGACAGUGGACAUGGAUCAGGGAAUUCUAGCGAAGGCGAGGAUUCCACGGAUCAAGACUGCUCGGAACGUCCCGUUACCUCCCUACCGAAGGGCGUCCAAGGUUCCUAUUUCGCCAGGACCUGCUCAAGAUGCACCUCCACGUUCUACACCACGUCCGAUAAGUACAUCACCAAAGACAAGUGCUACUACCAUUGGGGCCGUUUGAAAAAGAACGAAAUGGUAUACGAUUGUUGUUUGGGCAAAGUGAACACCAAAGGUUGCACCGAGGCCAAAUUGCACGUUUGGUGCGGUCUCCACGUGGGCAUGAACGGACUCUACGACGAUUUCACGCUCACCAAGCAGAGGAAGAACCCCCCGCCGGACGGGAAUUACGGAGUGUACUCGUUAGAUUGCGAAAUGUGCUAUACGGUGCGCGGACUAGUACUGACCAAGGUCACUGUGGUGGGCAUGGACGGUCGAUUGGUGUACGACAGUUUCGUGAAACCCGACGACGAAAUCGUGGACUAUAACACCAAAUUUUCGGGCAUCACCGCCAGAGACUUCAAACGCAACCCCACCAAGUCCUUGAAGGAGGUGCAAAACGACCUCAUGGGCUUCAUCAACGCCGAUACCAUCCUCAUCGGGCACGGGCUGGAGAACGACCUGCGCGCGUUGAAAAUCGUCCACUACAUCAACGUGGAUACCGCCCAUUCGUUUCCGCAUUUCCACGGGUUGCCCUACAGGAGGUCCUUGAGGAGCUUGACUUCGGCGUACUUGAAUAGGAACAUCCAGUGCAGCCGGUACGGACACAACAGUUACGAGGACGCCGUGGGAGCUGUCUUCAUUUGGGAUACCAAAGACCUGACGCAGAAGGACAGGAAAUCCGUGCGGGUGAACAUCAAAUUCGACCACGCCACCCACGUGAAGUUCAGCCCGGACUCCAAGGCGUUCAUCAUCAACAAAUACAGCGACAACACCGUGGAGGUUUACAAAGUGGAGAAGAAGAAAGACGGCUGGCUGACCGCCUCCCAGGCGUUUACAUUCCCCAAACAACACGAGACUGAUAUCAUAAGCAUAGAUAUACAGAGGAACGGGAAAUUCAUAAUAACCUGCUCCAACCGUACUGAUUUAGUGAUAUGGGACCUGAAAGGGCAAAAACUGGCGCAAAUCGACACUUAUCUAAUGAACAACACGUGCGCCAAAAUUUCACCAUGCGGAAAAUUCAUCGCUGCCACAGGUUUCAGCCCCGAAGCUAAAAUAUGGGAGGUGCUUUUCGAUAAUUCCGGUGAGUUCAAGGAUGUGAAAUCCAUAAAGGAACUCACCCUUGGCGGGCAUUCUUCUGGUGUGUACGACGUUGCAUUUGAUGUAGAUUCAUCACACAUGGCUACAGUUUCUAAAGAUGGUACUUGGCGCCUUUACGACACCAAAGUGAGUUACAAAUUGGGACAGAACGCCCGUUUCCUGAAAAGCGGAAAUUACGAAAGAUCCGGCAACAACGCAUUGAUCGCCCUAUCCCCCGACGCAGAAGUUCUAGCAAUCGCCACCGGCGCCGAUGUGGCGCUGUACUCAACGAGAAACAACCGCCUGGAUUACGUUUUAGAGAAUAUAUAUUUCGAUAAAGUAACUUCGAUGAUGUUCGAUUCGACUGGGCGAUACCUGCUCACGUCCGGGGAUAAGCAGAUUCGGGUGUUCCACAACGUGACAGGCUACAGGAGCAACGUGGCGAAUGCUGAAGAGAAGCUUAAGGAAAAUAUCACGUCGGCCACCAGGGAGCGCCUUCGAACACUUAUCAAAGAGUACCGGGAUUUUCUCAAAGGCAUCGAAAAUUUAUAAGACUAAAAUUUUGUACUUUUUUAUGAAUAUAUCUAAAAGUCGAAGAAAAUUAUACGAUUUGCAUCAAAUUUGAUGAAAAAA
Molecule: messenger RNA, 3314 nt
Organism: Phyllotreta striolata
Lineage: Eukaryota; Metazoa; Arthropoda; Insecta; Coleoptera; Chrysomelidae
Source: the annotation of a GenBank genome assembly